AUGACCGAAAAUACCUUGAAAACUGGAGUUAAGUCAGGGAAAUCCACAAAGCCAAUGAUUGAACGGCAAAGACGAGCAAGAAUCAACCAGCGUCUAGAAGAAAUAAAAGACCUUAUUUUAUCAUCACUGUACCACGAUGAUCCUCAAAUGUAUAACGAAAAAAGCUGUGUGCGUAUGGAUAAGGCAGAAAUCUUAGAAUUUGCAGUAGAGUUCAUCAAAAACCAAAGAACUGCGCGAAAUGCUCAGUACAAGAUCUCAAAACCAUUCCCGCMACAGCAUCAGCAAUUGAUUGCACCGGCAUUUCCGUGGCAAUUUCCUAUGCAAAGCACACUCCCUGGUUCCAAGUUACAGCUUCUCCCACAYGUAAUGCCAGUUCAACCCGCUGUUCACACAACGAAUAUUAUGUCUUAUUACGGACUUGAAAACUCGAAGUCCUCACCUGUCGACGUYAAACCACCAGCGUCACUACCAGCUUUAGACACGUGCCGAGAAAUGUGGAGGCCGUGGAAUUGA
Molecule: messenger RNA, 513 nt
Organism: Exaiptasia diaphana
Lineage: Eukaryota; Metazoa; Cnidaria; Anthozoa; Actiniaria; Aiptasiidae
Product: enhancer of split m8 protein
Exons: 4
Coding region: 1-513 (170 amino acids)
Biological process (GO): regulation of transcription by RNA polymerase II; anterior/posterior pattern specification; regulation of neurogenesis
Cellular component (GO): nucleus
Molecular function (GO): protein dimerization activity; RNA polymerase II cis-regulatory region sequence-specific DNA binding; DNA-binding transcription factor activity, RNA polymerase II-specific
Source: RefSeq, a predicted model, not a curated record